GUCAUGGCAACGGAACUACACAAAUGUUUGAUUAAUUAUUUUUCACAGUUGGAGAAAGUUGAUUGCAAAUGGAAGGAAUUAUCGGAAGAAGCCAAACGACCUCUACAGGCUUUGAGAAAUCAAUUAGAACAACUUCAUCUCGUUAUCAGCAGGAUGGAGUUCAUAGGCGCGUGUGGCACUUCCGUUUGAUUCUUGCAAAGAAAGAAACCAGUGGUCCUACUACAGUAAGAAAGAAUGGCGAACACGGCCCACCUCGUCCGCCGGCAAAGCUCGCGCGAUUUAAAGCCCCAAAAAAGCGUUGACAAACUUGAAAUGAAGGAGAUGCGGGGGAGAUUAGUGGUGGAGAGUAGGAAAAAUGUCACUACUGCCAAUUACGGUGCCACGAACGCAGCCUUUGAAGACUCCAGUCCUAACACAAAGAACAAAUUAGGAAACGGGGGUGGGGGAAGUAAACUGGUUAAUAACGAUGGGAAAACAACUUUUCGACCGGAAGCUGGUGAGGAUGAGCGGGAAAAUUGGGAUAGUAAACUCACAUUUUUAUUAGCAACUGUUGGGUAUGCAGUGGGUCUCGGGAAUGUAUGGAGAUUUCCAUAUCUCGCUCAAAAGAAUGGUGGAGGUGCAUUUUUAAUCCCAUACUUCGUGAUGCUGGCUAUCGAGGGUAUUCCUAUAUUUUAUCUGGAAUUGGCAAUUGGCCAAAGAUUACGGAAAGGUGCUAUUGGUGUGUGGAAUCAGGUUUCUCCAUAUAUGGGCGGUAUAGGAGUAAGCAGUGCCGUAGUUUCCUUUAACGUAGCUCUGUAUUAUAACACUAUUAUCGCUUGGUGCCUCUUCUACUUUGUUCAAAGUUUUCAAUCACAGUUACCGUGGGCAGAAUGUCCCAACGUAUACUUCCAAAAUGGCUCGUACGCUCCGGAACCUGAGUGUGUGGUCAGUAGUCCCACACAAUACUUCUGGUAUCGAACGACUCUGAUGAUAUCAAAGGAUAUCAAUACACCGGAGCUAUUCAAUUGGAAAAUUGCUCUGGCGUUGGUGAUCGCUUGGAUUCUCGUUUAUAUGUGUAUGAUCAAGGGAAUCGCGUCUUCAGGGAAGGUCGUGUACGUGACUGCCACAUUUCCAUACAUCGUUCUAAUUAUUUUCUUCUUUCGCGGUGUCACUUUGACGGGUAUGUCCGAUGGCCUACGCCAUCUUUUUACUCCAAAGUGGUGGAAAAUAGCAGAUCCAGUAGUUUGGUUGGAAGCGGGCACGCAGAUAUUUUUUUCGCUUGGCUUGGCGUUUGGUGGUUUGAUAGCGUUUUCGUCUUACAAUCCUGUGAACAAUAACUGCUACCGGGAUGCUAUUAUGGUCAGUUUGACGAACUGUUUCACUUCGAUGUUUGCAGGGAUCGUUGUGUUUUCUAUCAUCGGAUUUAAGGCGACUAUGGUCUACGAGCAAUGCUUAAAGGAAAGGAAUGCCACUAUCCUCAACGUAUUUGGGCAGAUGAAUAAAAUACCAGACGAAUUACCAAUCGCCGGCACACUUUUAAACAUUACAACGGGAAAUGGCACUUUGGACAAUUUAAUCAUGCCCGAGCUACCUGAGUGUGAUCUUGAAAAAGAGUUGGAUAAUUCGGCAUCUGGUACCGGCUUGGCGUUCAUUAUUUUCACGGAGGCGAUCAAUCAGUUCCCUGGAGCGCAAUUCUGGUCCGUGUUAUUCUUCCUGAUGUUGUUCACUUUGGGUAUUGAUUCCCAAUUCGGUACUCUGGAGGGUGUUGUCACAAGUAUCGUGGACAUGAAGCUAUUUCCGAAUUUGCGUAAAGAAAUCCUCACUGGUGGCAUUUGUCUGGUGUGUUGCAUAAUAUCAAUGGGCUUCGCGCACGGUGCUGGUAGCUACGUGUUCGUAUUAUUCGACAACUUUAGCGGAAAUUUUCCUUUGCUGAUCAUUGCCUUCUUCGAAUGUGUCGCUGUGUCAUACGUGUAUGGUUUAAAAAGAUUCGCCGAUGAUAUCGAAUUGAUGACCGGUAACCGUCCAGGUCUCUACUGGCUGAUCUGUUGGAAAUAUCUCAGCCCGUUGGCAAUGUUAAGCAUUUUAAUCGCUUCCAUCGUGGAAAUAAUUGUCGAUGGAAGCGGAUAUCCAGCUUGGAUCGCCAGCAAAGGUAUCACGGAGAGACACGAGUGGCCAAUGUGGGCGUUGAUUCUCAUCGGUAUUCUCAUUCUUGCAUCUGUUCUUUGGAUUCCUACAGUUGCCAUUUGCAGACUCUUUGGAAUACUUAUAAUCGAAGAUAAUGAGAAAGCCUGGUUCCCAGCGGCUGAUUUGAAAGAAUUUCAUGGAAUCGUGCCUCACGAAGUUACGCCUGCUGAAACAUUGUUGUUCUGCAUUAGAAGCGAUGGAUCCGAGGGACUCUGUUGCCCGACCGGUGGUCCCAGCGAUGACGACGAAGAUCUCACCUAGGAAUGGUUAUCGUCGUUCACGUUGGAAUAGUAUGUGUUUAAAUGGUUCAUAAACCAGGAAACAGCGUUUCUUCGAUCCAUUUUUCGCAUUGAUCUUCAACGCACCCUGUCUUACUCCGCAUUAUAGCCGCAAAUCGUAAUUUAUCAGCAUUCAUUUUAAUUCUAGGCUAAUUCCGGGUGAGAUGGCCCGACCUCAUUAAAAUUGUCAAAUAGUUUCAAUUUUUUUUUAGUGAUAUACUGAAUCUUGUACAGAUACUUAUUUAACUAUUCUAUUUAAAUAGAUAUAUUUAUUUUUAUAAAUAUAUUUCACUUUUUGUCAGGUAUCAAUAAUAUUCAUGAUGUAUUAGUUCCUCUUUUAAAACAGAGCCAUCUCUCCCCGACUUACCCCAUAGAAAGGUACAAAGGUAUAUCGUGUCAAUUACUCCAAUGAAGAAACAUAUGGGUGAUCUGGCCUGUACGUGUAUUACAUUCGCCGAAUUUUUUUAACCGAUUUUCUGUUUUAUAAAGAAUACAGACGACAAUUCGAAUUCGAAAGAACCAACGAAAAGAGAAACUAUACAAGAUCGAGUUUCAUUUUAAGCAUGUUUCUCCGCUGUUUUUUGAAGUUUCUGAACCAUUUCGUAACACGCACACAUGUCAAUAAUAAUCCAGAUGAUAUAUCGUGAUAAAAAAUGUGCGGUAUAUAGGUAAUUUCCAAUAGCAUGACGAAGGAUGAAAGAAGUAAACGCGAACGAACGAGAAACUGGUGAGUUCGAUGUAGAUGACAAUACAAAGUUCGCGUUUCGGAUUGAACUUGCAGUUUCUUAACGCAUGAAGAUGUGUUUGCGUAUAAUACAUCUCAGUACCGUGUAUAAUUAUAUAAUUCUUUCUUUGAUCGUACGUUACAUUGCGUUUAAAAAAUUACAUAAUAAAGAAAAGAAAAAUUGCAUUAUAAAGAAAAGAAAAAUUACAUUAUGAAGAAAAGAAACAUUGCAUUACAAGGAAAACAAAAAUUGCAUUAUAAACAAAACAAGAAUUAGAAUAAUAGAAACUGAAUACGAAGCAUCAUAAUAUCAUAAGAUAUGAUAUAAUCGUAUUAAAGCGUAAUGAAACUAAAAAUGUAACAAGCGACGAAAGUAAACGUGUGAAGUGUCAGCAACAGAUCCGCGUUAAAUGACAUAAACUUACGAUACAUUUUAAAAUAUGUUUCCAAACUGCUCAUUACGAGGUGUAUCAUACGUACACGAAUUAUUUAGUGCGUAAUAUACCAUCUUAGCAUUUGCAAUACAUAUUCGUAAAGGUCAACUUAAAACAGAUAACGAAUCAUUGAGAAAGGAAAUUGAACUAGCAUAAAGUUAAAGUUAGAAACGAGACACUUUUACUCUUAGCGAUCGCAAGUUACGUGAAAUGUAAGGAUAGAGUAGGAACCGUCCAAUGGGCGUGAACAGAACGUUCCCGAAUCAUUUACUCGUUUCCGGUUUUAUAAGGUGUCUGGCAGCUUUACUCCUGAUUGGUUCUCGGUAAAUUAACAUUUUUCUUCAAGUUCCAUACGGAAUCACGUACAAAAAUUUCUAGUAAAUAGUUAACCCUAGACAACUGAAUUUAAAACAGUAUUACUCUGUAAUUAAACAUUCGACUCAUAGACUACAAACGAAGACAUACAUAUCUUUAUAUUUCUUCUACUUAUUUUAAACAAAGUGGAUAAUACAAUUUGACGCUAAACGUACCACGCUCGGUCGAAUCACUUAUAAAAUGAUACUUUCAAAUAACAAAAUGCAUCUAUAAUUUUCUGUUCUCGUUAAAAACAAAUCAAGAUAUAUAAUCUUUUUGUUAUUAUUCAAAAGUUAUUUUGUGCAUUGUUUCGCAAAAACGUGAUCAGUAGUUAAAGUCCCGAUACGUUUAGUGUUAAGAUAUGUAUUAUUGGUUUUUAAUUGAAAAAUAGAAAAACAUUCAAAGUACCGUUUGCAGUCUUAGCAUAUGUUAACCUGUUAACUGUGGAAUUAUAGUAUCAAAAAUCUCUUGUUUUGAAAAAUAAGUAAUUCAUCGUUGAAAGAAUUAGUAUCAUUUCAAGUUUCGAGAUGACGCGUAUGCUCGUCAAACGCAGUUAACCGAUUAAAAGUGUGCUCCCAAAUUCGAAUUCGCAAAAUUGACAAAGGUCGUUAAAUUAUUUUGUAGAAUGUCAGUUAUCUAGGCUUAAAAAAAGGGUAUCGACAGCCUUCUAUCGGAUCAUAUCGUAUAACUUUUUCGGACGGAGUGAGGUAGAUUUUAACGGGCGAUGCGUGUUCUCAUUGAGCCCUAUCACUUCAAUGAUGAGUUUAAUAGUCGAUCAAUUAAUUUAUCAGAAUUGUGACAUAUCUCACUUGUCGAAUGAGAAUCGUGUAUUUUCUAAGCCGACAAUAAGAAGAAUAUUUAUCGUAUAGAGAGAAUUGAUCAGCAAGAUUGGUAGUAAGAUCAUCGAUAGUACAACAGGGACGGUUAACACUUAGCCAACCGAAUUUAUUUCUUGUUUGGUAUUUAGUCAGCUUUCAACUGGAGAAAUUUGCAAUUUAUUAAUACUAACCAUAGCGGUAGUUUUACUACCAUAAUCAGUCAAAUAACUGGCUACAAAAUAAAAAUAAACAAGUCAGAUAUAUUUUUUUUUAAUGGAAACAAAAACAAAAGGAAAGACAAAAGUUGAGGAACAGAUUAAUUAGACAAUACAGGAAAUCAUAUAAAGUUAAAUAAACGAAAGAAAAUACGGAAUUUUAAAUCCAGUCAUUUGACCGGUCCUUGGUACUGUUAGUGUUAACACAUUCGCGACCGGCGAAGCCAAAUUUUUCGCUUUUCUAAUACUCAUUGCUGGUGAAAAUGAAGAAAAUCUUAAACUAUUCGCCGCAAAUAUCUGACGUUGAAACAGGGAUAAAAAUUCGAAAAUUCCUUUUGAAAUAUUAAUCUUGUAACGAUCUGUUGUUUGAAAUGAAGUACUUUCCGUUAAAGAAGCCGCAAAUAGAGAAGAGCAAAAGAAUCAAAUAUUUUGAAAGUUAUUCUAUUGGAUUGAUGCAAAAGUUUCGACGUUUUUUUAUAAGAAAUGAAAGAAGAGUUCUCAACUAUUCGCAAAACCAAAACUAAAUAAAAAGGAAGAAAGAAAUGUCCUUUCUACACAUUAUAAUAGUUUGCAAAUAGAUAUUAUUUGUUUGGAAGUAAACACUUGUUUGUUAACCACGUACAAGAAACAUCAAAAUUGUUCCAUCAACAAAAUAUUUGUAAAAAGGCGAAUUCGCGUCAGCGGUCGCGAAUGUGUCAAGUACCUUCCUUACUUUUAUGAAAUACAAUCUUGAAUGAAAUCUGUUGAACGAAUUCAAUUAAAAUGAAUGAAGAAGGUUGUAAUUAUAUGGUUUCUUCUCAGCCGGUUGCCUAAGUGUUAAAAUGGGAAAAUGAGGGAAAUGAACGCAUAUCAAAAAAAAGAUAUAUCAGACGCGUAAAUUUAUUUGCAAUUUUAGCGUGGGCUCGUCAAGGAGCACUCUAAUAUAUAAGGACAAUAACAAAUUUCAUAAGACUCGAGGUUGAGGAUACAUUGUGCGACAAUAACACAAUUUAAUCGAUUAAAAUGAAUCUAUUCGGAAAUUCGGCAAUACGGUCAAUGUUUACACUGCACUUCUUGCACAUUCACAGAGGCCUAUAAAAUCGUGAAGUUGGCGCGCCGAAUCGAAGGAAUAGCAUGUUUUCUUUUGAUACUUCUAUACUUUAAUGGUACAGAAUACUUGCUAACUAUUCAGGGAAACUUGAUUGGUCAAUAGUGUUGAAAACAGAAUAUCGAUUUACCUUAAAAAGAAGGUUUUGACAAAUAUAGGUUGGCAUGUUAAUCGUUAAUCAUUUUCGAUUCUUCUUUGUAUCUCAAUGUUAGAUCUAGUAAAUAAUAACUUUUACUUGCUUUCUCGAAAUUUAUAUCUGAUUGAAGUAUAUUAUUUUAUAAGAAUUCUUUUAUUUUAUACUAUUUUUAUAUUGUUUCAUAAAAAUAACUUUAUUAUUGUUUAGUAAUACUCCAGAGUGUAUGGUAAAAGUUUCUUACAAUUUAUAAUGUUCAAUUUAAAGCUCAUACUGCUAUAAUUAUUAAUAAUUGUUCAUUCACAUUAUUAAUUUAAAUGAAUUCAAAUUAAUUUUCAUUAUUAAUUAAAAAAAAGUAAAAAAUAAAUAUCGUUAAAAUUACUAAUUCACCGAUCUAUAUGAAGAAUAAUUACUCUGUCGUUUAAUAAAAUUUAUCAACUGAUUACUCUUUUGACCUCUGGUUGAAAAAUACUGUGCAUAAGUGUCCGUAUUAAAUAAUUCUUUUCAACAAGACAUUUAUAUCAUGCACCUAAUGUAGAACAUUUUUCGAAAAGAAGAUUUACAUUAUAAAUCGGUCUAGAAGACGUGUUUGUCUAUUCGAAUAUCUAAAUUGACAAUAAGGAUUGAGUACGAUUAGCGGGCGGAUCUAUUCCUUCGAUGAAAAGGAUUGUCUAGCAGCGAAGACUAGAGGAAUAGUGAGAUGCGCUCAAAUCACGUCUAUUUGUACUUCGGAUCUCUCUAUUUUGUAUGUGCGCUUUUGGGUAUGGUCUUACCCCUUUCUAACAAAUUGUUGAUCACGAAUCUGUUAUAUUACGAACCGAAAACAAAGUAUUUCGUAACACCAGGAAUAGGUAAAUUGGCCAUCAAUGUGAACGAGAGAAUUUAUCCCCGUUUUCAAUUAACUAUAGCUAUACCUAUUUCUCGUUUUUAAACUACAUACACUCAUAUGGAUCGUUCUUUGUUUAUCAAGAAGGUGCUAAACUGUAAUAACAUAAGAGUGAUUUAAUACGAAACGAUAAUAACUACAUUAUAUAUACAUAUUAUAUAUAUUAUAUCGUUAAUGAUAUGUCGUUAAUGAUAGUAAUCGUUAAGAUCCUUUCACUCGAUUAAACGAUUAUAUUCGACAAUAAUUCUGUUGCUCCUAAUCGGUUAGUGAUUUACAUAUAUUCGCAUGUUACGUUUAUUCGUAUGACAUAGAUCAGCUGUAAAUAAUUGUUGAAGUGUCUUUUAACCUGUAAAAUGACAAUAAAUUGCGGACGAGGGUUUGCCACGCAGAACGAGGAACGAAGUAUCUCCCUAAAAUGGAUAGUACAAAUUUUUUCUUUUACGAUGGAACGUUUCGUGGCGCGGUUGCGUUUGAUACGGAACAUUAUGGAAUAUCAGACAAUAAACUGGAAUAAAAUUUCGUUUCUCGUAUCUAUAAUAUAUUCAACUCGGGCCUCGAGCGGCUAUGUUACAAUAAGCACUGCGUUGAAGUUUCAUAAGCUACAUGUUGUAUAAUUGUAUUAGUGUCAUUCAGAAAUUAUUGGAAUAUUGUUAGUCUGUAGGGAGGAGUUGAUUCUUCAUCUAAAACACAUUCAAAAGGUAAAAUUACGUUUUUCGUGUAUACCUUCUUGUUCGUGAAAACUUAAUUUUAAAGUUGAUCUGAUAUGGUACUUUGAUACAAUUUGCCUCAACUUUUUGUGCUUUAUUGAUUAUUCUUUACCCUUCUGUUUAUACUAAUAUUGUUUAUUAAUAAUGACAAUAAUAUUUCAUAAUGUCCUAAUAUAAAUUAAUAUUUAAAAUUAUUAAUAUUUUAAAUUAUAAAGCUACAAAUGUCUAUUAUGAAAAACAAUAAUUAUUAAAGUAUAUACUCAUUGAAUAAAUGUAUUGGAAAGCUUCCAAGCCUGGCGAAAUCUCAAAAUGUUGAAGAAAGGUUUUUUUGAAAAUCUACGUGCAUUCAAAUUUUAUUUCACCUCUUUGAUACAUUUUUAUAUGUCGAAUCACUUCUUCAUUGGUAGUCGUAAUCUUGAUAAAAACACUUAUAUUCGUGAUUGAAAGACAAAAUAAUAUAAGUUGUAUCUUCCCACUUUCGAGACAUAGUGGGUUAAAGUUUCCAGUAUUAAUGUUUUUCGUAAUAAGUACGUAACAAUUAUGUAAUUGGUUUAAUAAUUACAGCUGCUUUGCAAUUUUGAUUCACUUAUUUUACGCAUUCCAAUGUUUGUGUGAGUCUUUAAAUAUUUAAUACUUAAUAUUUAUCGUACUCUUAUUGUAUAAAGACAAAUUUUUCUAAUUCGUUCUUUUAAUUAAAAUAUUACAAAACAUUUACCUUUGUUACUCUGGUUAAGGUUUGAACUGAAAUUUAAAAGAAAAUCAAUAUUAAUUUCAAUAAAAGUACAAACACAAAUAAAUAGUAGAUGUUUAUGCAAAUGAAAAUUAUUAUUCAUUAAUUCACAAGAAAUAGAUUAAAACUACAAUUAUUUUUUUGUAUUAAAUGUUCAGUUAGGUGGCAUAUAAAUGAAAAAUUGUAUUAACUUUAAAUGAAUUUGUUACAAUACACCGUUUUGAAAAACAGUGUAUGCUACAGUACAAAUGUAUAAAAGUUGCAAUCUAUAACAUAAAAAAUUAUUAUAAAUUAAGCAUAUUUCUCGAGUUAUAUUGAUCCUAACAGCGAGUGAGAUUUAAUUGUUACUCAUGUAUCUUAAUGAUUUUUCGAAUGGUUUAUCUUAUAAAUAAUAGAAUACGCUUAAAAAAUUGUGUAUCGAGCGAACGGCGGGUUAAUUUUGCCCCGUAAAGGUGUUUCUUUCCUCCAUGACAUAAAAUAAAUAUGAGAAACAAAUAUUAACAGAUUCUGAUACACAUUUACAAAUUUAAAUGAAUCCGUAAAAUGUAUUCAUUAAAAGAAAAAAGAUUGAAAUGAAAAAGUGUUGUUAAUAUAAACGCAAUAUUAAUAUAAAGAUAAGUAUCUUUCGCCAUCCACAAAAUUUGGAAUGAAAAAAACUAAACGAUUAACUUUUACUUAACCAUUAAUCAAUUAAAAAUAAUUUUUAACGUGUUUAAUUAUCAUCUGUUUCGUUUCCAAAAUAAGAAAGUGUUUUAUAACUUAAAUUUCAACUUUAUUAUCUAUAUUGUAUUUUAUUUACACACAUUUCACGGUACGUCUUAUAGAAUCUAAAUUUUAAAUGGUACGCUACAUACAAAUUUCAUUUCUUACAUUUAAAACUAAAUUAUAGGAAAUACUAUUUUAAAAAUGUUCAAUUUUAAUUACUUUUUAUUCCAUUAAAUUGCUCAUCAUUAAAGAAAUUCGUAUGUAACAUUUAAUGGCACUAAGUUACUUAAGUAAUGUAAGCAAAUUUAAGUGCAGCAAAACGAAUUGUAUUUGACGAUAGAAGGAAGGUUCAACAAUAAAUUCAAAUAAUCACGACAAAAUUUGUCAUAAAUGUUUCGAAUACAGACAGAUUACGAAACACAAAGGGAAAUAAAUUGAUGAGCUUUCUCUUCAUGCAUAUAUUCUUCCUGUUUGAGCGUGCACUGUAGAACAGUUAACAGAAUUCUACCCAAUUAUUAUAUAAUCGUUAGAAAAAAGGGGAUAUAUAUUGUUUAGACGAACAAGAUAACGAUGAAGAAGCUUAUACUUUUACAAAUAUUUUUCCGUUACAAAUAGAGAAUGUUCUAUAACAGUAUAUUCUCUUACGCCUCUUACUUGAAUUUGUUGAAAUUCGUAAUCCGUUUGCAACCGCUCGAGGCUUAAACGAAUAACAUUAAGUGGUGUGAACAUCAAUAUGGCGAAUGAACGAUGUCAAUAAUAUCUAUCAAUACUAUUUAGGGUCUGGAUUAGGUAAUUGCACGCUUAAUUAAUAAUAAAACGAAAAAAAAACGGUAAUACCGAGUUUUAUAGUGAAAUUUCCAUCGAUUGAGAUUUUUCAUCGAUUGAGUAAACAUUGUUACGUUUCUUCGUUAUUUUGUUGUUGAUCCAACCGGUUUCGGUAUGUGUGUACGAAGUUGUGUGUCCAUCCAUAUUAAAAAUGCAAUUAAAGAGUGAACUAAGAAGGCUGUGUAUCCGGGAGUGGAACGAGAGUGUGGGCUACAAAAUUAGUUUUCAGAGAUGAUUCGUGUUAUUAAAGUUUUAUUCACGAUACAUCGUAUCAGAUAGCCAGACCUCGAUGUAGCUUAUGCAAUAAAAUAAAUAAGGUACACAGAUGCGGAAGGUAGCUAAUGUUAUAAUUAAUUAUAUAUAUAUAUAUAUAUAUAUAAUAUAUAAAGAUAAAUAUAAAUAUAUAUUAUAUAUAUACAUAUACAUAUACAUAUAC
Molecule: messenger RNA, 10495 nt
Organism: Nomia melanderi (Alkali bee)
Lineage: Eukaryota; Metazoa; Arthropoda; Insecta; Hymenoptera; Halictidae
Product: sodium-dependent neutral amino acid transporter B(0)AT3
Biological process (GO): sodium ion transmembrane transport; amino acid transport; nitrogen compound transport
Cellular component (GO): plasma membrane
Source: RefSeq, a predicted model, not a curated record